This is a messenger RNA of Lates calcarifer (barramundi perch), 1833 nucleotides long. It is a transcript of the gene etsrp, whose product is annotated as ETS1-related protein. NCBI's taxonomy places the organism in Eukaryota, Metazoa, Chordata, Actinopteri, Centropomidae. Gene Ontology annotation, molecular function: sequence-specific DNA binding; DNA-binding transcription factor activity, RNA polymerase II-specific. Gene Ontology annotation, biological process: regulation of transcription by RNA polymerase II; cell differentiation. The record is from RefSeq and is a predicted model, not a curated record. The coding region runs from base 106 to 1233 and encodes 375 amino acids. Gene Ontology annotation, cellular component: nucleus. The transcript is spliced from 8 exons.
GGACCGGUCCGACCGGAGACUGACCACUCUGUUGUACAGUAGCCUGUAAAAGUCCGAGGAACGUCUGGGAAACAGCGACGAAUAAAGAGAGAAGGAGAGAAAGUGAUGUACUGGGACACUAUUAUCAGAAACACAGACAGCAAAGACACGAAAAUAAAGAUGGAGAUUUGCCAGACUGGUUAUUACACAGAAGAUUUCAGGACACAGGAAGUGCCAGCUGGUUUCGACUUUGCAUCUUAUGAAUACCCUGGUGAAGACCUGUCUUUUCUGUUAGACAGUAAAGCACCUGGACAGCAGCACUAUCCAGCAGAGAGCAGCUACCCAGAGCCACCAAAAGCUUCUCAUCCUUACAACACCAAAGUGAGCACCUCUGACACUGCUCUCUUCAACCUGGACUCGUACCAGGAUUUCAACUGGUGGGGCUCAUAUCCACACGAUGGGCUGACAGUAGAUCAGUCACAAACUGGAUACCAGGAGUCUCCACAGACAUACCAAAGCCUGGUGCCUCAGAAUGGACAGUUCAGCCCAGCCAUUGAAGGCAGCCACAGCCCCUUUUUAACUGUGAAAGGAUCAAACACAUUACAAAAUGAGACGGAUCAGACCUACUACGACUCUGACGGACAGAGGCAGUCGUCGUCAUCCUUCUGGCCUGAAUACCCAUCUCCCAGUUUCGCUGCCCCCCUACCACACCCACCUCAGGCCUCCUGCCCCACAAACUCCAGCCCUCAGUCCUCAGAGCAGUAUUGCCCCCGUGUGGCCAAACGCAAAAACACACAGCCACAGAGGCCGGACAGGGAGGGCCCGAUGACAGGAAUGUCAGCUUAUCCAGGUUCUGGUCCAAUCCAGUUGUGGCAGUUUUUACUGGAGCUGCUUCUAGACUCCGCCUGCCGUACCUUCAUCUCCUGGACAGGAGAUGGUUGGGAGUUUAAGAUGUCCGACCCCACAGAAGUGGCCAAGCGCUGGGGCCAGUGUAAGAACAAACCCAAGAUGAACUACGAGAAGCUGAGCCGCGGCCUGCGUUACUACUACCACAAGAACAUCAUCCACAAGACGGCAGGCAAACGCUACGUCUACCGCUUUGUCUGCGACAUGCAGGGAAUGCUGGGAAAGACAGCGCAGGAAGUCCUGACCAGUCUGAACGUUUUGCCCACGAACACUGAGUCGUGGCAGUGCCCAGGUGUGCCGGCGGCACUGACGUCGGAGCACAGCAGUGAAACAUGGGUGUCUCAGUAGGAAAGGGGUGCCUGGAGCGGACUGGACUGGACUGGUGCUGCUGGCAGAGAGUGACCAGCAUAUUUUAACAGAGUACUACAGCCUACAAAGUGAGCACUGCCUCUUCAAACCAUGGCUGAGCCCAGCAUCCUUGUUGGGUGAUGUUGUCACAGUCGAACCAGAGGCCAGUUUGUAGAUGCUGCAUUUCAGGGAAAAAACUAAAAUAAAAAAUGUAUAAAUUCACCAUGCAGUCAGUCUUUAAAGAUAAUCCUUUUUCUUAAAUAAUAGACCAAUACCUAACCCAUAAACGUAAAGCUUCUUAACCUCAGGGCUAAAUAACUGCAGCACAGGAACUAGCCAGGGGGCAUUUAUAGCACUAUGAAUAGACGUCUGGGGCCAUAUUCUCAUUUGUUGUGUUUCUAAGGAGGGAUUGAUUUGUAAAUAGUGUUUAUAUGAACCCAUAUGUAGAGUUUUGUGCAUUUAUUUUAUUUUUGAAUACAAAACUCACGUCUACCUCUGUUGCUAAUCAGAAUAACAUAAACUGAGAUAAUUUUCAGGCACUCACUGUGAAAGUUUAAGCCUGUGUGAUGAUUUUGUGUAAAUAAACUGUAUAUAAACAGA